ACGGUACUCCUUGACUCCUUCCCUUAUCUUUCCUCUCGGAAGGCCAGAACACAGACGCAGACCACGAGUUCCUCUCCCUCUCCUCUAUUGAAGCGUACUCGAAAUUCUCCAUUGAAGGGGAUUCUGAGCUUUCUCUCCUCCACUGAAGCAGUCUCAAAGGGUUUGGUUUGUGGUCUUGUGGAGCGUACUCGAAAUUCGCCAUUGAAGCGGCUUCUGACUUUCUGAGCUUUCUCUCUUCCAUUGAAGGAUUUGAAGCAGUCUCUAAGGGAUAUGGGGACAGAGAGAGAGCAGAGUAGCACAUUCGAAGCCGAAAGAGAGGAAAAAAGGAUUGUGAUGCUGGCACAAAGCAAUGAAGGCUUGCCUUCAGAAAGACUACAAGGUGGUACUCAAUUAUAUCACAUUCGUGCAGAAUGUCACUCGGUGGAUCUGAAGCACAAUAUAUUUACUCAUUCUUGCUUUCCUUCAAUUAUCAUGGCUAAGUUCUUCUCAUCUGCCAUGGUGUCAUCUUUGAAUAAAUUUAUCUACUUAGUGGGAGUGGGAGGAGCGCGGUCACCUGACGUCCAAUCAUCUGAUGAGUGUUCUUGUUCCAACCACACAUUCUACUCCGGCGGUUUAUUUCUUGACAUGUCUGAUGAGGCUCCAGUGUGGUGUCCAGCUCCUGUCUUCGUUGAGGAUAAUACUUCUCCCAACUAUGUUAGCUUUCUUGGCAAUAUUUACAACUUCGAAUCUGUUUGCCUUGCGCCCCAGGUUCUUGACUGUGGUGCCCUUGGCCACUGUAAGUCAAUUCACUCUCUCCCUAUCCCUCAAAGCCUUGCCGGUUGUAGUGUGUCUGUUCCUGUACUUCCCGACCCUUCCAACAAACGCAUUCUUAUGCGCCUCUAUGGUGGUCCCCUUUCGUUGCCUUCCCUCUAUGCUUUCACUCCCGAUCCUGAUGCUGAUGCUAUUGGGACAUGGGAAUGUCUCACCUCUGAUUUCCAACUUUGGGCUCAUGCUGCUGCUGUUGUUAAUGGGGUCAUAUAUUUUCACUGCCAUAGAGUUCCAUCUCUUCUUUGUGCUUUUCAUAUAACCAAGAAAAUAUGGUUGAAAGUCUGGUGGGAUUCGUGCUUUAAAGACAAUAUUGAUAUGAAUGUUGAAACUUUUAAUUUCGAUGCAAUGCUUCAUUUGGGCCACAAUAUUUUGUGCUUUGCUGGUUGGACACCCAUAUAUUCCCGGCCUACUGAUUUUACCCUCGAAGUCAUCUUUUACAAGUUCCAAGUGCUGGUCACCGGUGAAACUGUAACCGUCAAGGUCUGUGAUUCCUACUCAUAUGAACUUCCGGGAAGUACCAAUGUGUUUCAUUUCCUCCCCGUUUAGCAGGGUAGCUGCUGCUGAGGAAGAGUAUGGCAAUAGUGUUGGUCCUGAGGAUGAUUACUUGCUCCUAUUGCUUGCUCAUCGUCAUCCAAUUUCGGAUUCUGGAUGUUUUGCCAUUUAGUCUUGUGAUGACUGAUGACUGUUUUAUAGUGUCGUAUUUGGUUUACCAUUUUGUGGAAAUACUUUAAUUAGCUCUUUUAUGUGAACUAAAAGCCUAAAUAUAAGGAUGGUUGUUUAUGAUAAAAACUCUGAUUCCAAUGAACAACAAAUUUCUAGUUAAUUCAAAAUAACAUGUCCUUUGGUUACUUGGGUUUCCCAAUUUUCUAUUUCAUCUAACAUCCACUCAUAAAUCCAAAGAUGUAUCAAUCUUAUUCUUCUCAGUUUCUAAUGUUUUUGAUAUAAUAUGCAGCGUAACUAAACUCCAAUAUUCGAAAAACAUCACAUUUCAUGUCAACUUGAUCAUGAGUAGAUGUUAGCUCUAUUAAAGCAUAUCUCCGCUCUUAAAACACCAACCACUUCAGUCAAACUGCAAGCCAUUGUAGCAAUUGCAAGUGGCAAACCGCCACAUUCUUCAGCAAUUGAUCUUGCUGAUUCUUUAGUUAAACUACAAACCAUUCUCUUAUUUGGUCUACAAGGUCUGUAGAAGUAGUGAUACACAUUUGGUCUACAAGGUCUGUAGAAGUAAUAAUUUAGGCGUCACUCUAUGUGGUUCAAUACUCUGCUUCAUAGUUCAGACUUAAGUUUCUCAUGCACAUAUCACAUGAGGAGGGCUUGGGGUGAUGAUGGUGAUGUUUUUAGCUGCAAUGGACAUUGCCAUUAUGCAACAUAUGAUGACAAUCACGCAGCAACUUGCUUAUGCAGCAAAAUUAAUGAGCUAGAAGAGCUGGAGUAAUUGCAAAACAUUUGCAUUGAUGAGCUUGAAUGUGUUGCUAAGAAUUGAUUAAUUUAUGGAACUGUUUUUAGGUGAUGGUGGUGUAAUUUGUACUUCAUUAGGGUAGACUGUAGACUUAUUAAGUUGCUAGUUAAUUCUCGAGUAUUGCUUGGCUCUUCAUCAAUAUCGCAAAAAGAAUGAUCUAUUUACUCUGUAUUCUAUACGACAUAGUAAUUUUUAUAAUAGUUUAAAGUCAAAUUUGAUAAUUUCAAUUAUGGAUGUAAUUUCAAAAAAAUAAAAAGAUAAAAAAAAAGCCUCUAGAAUUUUCCAAGAAAACCCUUUGUAUCAUCUUCUUUAACAACUUACUAAAUUAUACUUGCUCCGUAUUACAUGCAACAA
Amaranthus tricolor (Joseph's coat) is the source of this 2620-nucleotide messenger RNA. RefSeq lists its product as uncharacterized. The transcript is spliced from 4 exons. Lineage: Eukaryota; Viridiplantae; Streptophyta; Magnoliopsida; Caryophyllales; Amaranthaceae. The coding region runs from base 271 to 1353 and encodes 360 amino acids. The record is from RefSeq and is a predicted model, not a curated record.